AUGUCUAGCCGAAGAUCACGAUCACGACAAUCAGGAUCUUCAAGAAUCUCGGAAGAUCAAAUCGAUGAGCUCGUUUCCAAGCUGCAACAACUUCUCCCUGAGAUGCAUAAUCGUCGCCUGGACAAGAGAUCAGCAGCUAAUGUGCUACAAGAGACUUGCAAUUAUAUUAGAAGCUUACACAGAGAAGUUGAUGACCUAAGCGAAAGGUUGUCUGAAUUGUUGGCUAAUGCAGACACAUCUCAGGCUGCUCUUAUUAGAACAUUACUCACACAGUAG
Striga hermonthica is the source of this 276-nucleotide messenger RNA. The record is from the annotation of a GenBank genome assembly. NCBI's taxonomy places the organism in Eukaryota, Viridiplantae, Streptophyta, Magnoliopsida, Lamiales, Orobanchaceae.